Molecule: messenger RNA, 1227 nt
Organism: Trametes versicolor FP-101664 SS1
Lineage: Eukaryota; Fungi; Basidiomycota; Agaricomycetes; Polyporales; Polyporaceae
Exons: 4
Coding region: 1-1227 (408 amino acids)
Biological process (GO): mitotic sister chromatid segregation
Cellular component (GO): chromosome, centromeric region; chromosome passenger complex; spindle midzone
Source: RefSeq, a predicted model, not a curated record
AUGCGUAAGUAUAGCGCGGAGGAGAAGGAGCAACUGCUUGCCAAUCUCGAUUUGGAAGUGGCGCACAAGACUCGCCAGUUCGAGGACUGGCUCUCCGACGCGCUCGAGAACUUCCGGAGACACCAGGAGGGUCUCAUUCUGCGUAUACCGCGCAUCGUGCGCAAUGUCACUCUCCGGGACUUCGCGAAGUACAACGGAGACAUCCAAGAGUGCGUCAAGGGCCUGAAGCGGGAUAUGUUGGGCGCGGAGGACAACACCAUCGAUGCGGGUACGCGGAAGCGCAAAUGGAUAGAGUCGCAGGAGACGGAGGACAAACUCGACGGGAAACUCGGCCACACUGAGUCCUCAAGAGCGAUCAAGACUGCUCGUACGGUGGCCGCUACGCCAAAGAAGAAACCUUCGUCGUUUGCUGCGCCCACUACCGCAUCGAAGACGCGCCUGCCUGUUACCAAGACCCCAGCGAAGACCCAAGGCCGCCCUCUUGGCCGCAUACCCUCGGGCGCCGUUUCCCCGAGUCCACAGAAAGGCACCAACAAAUCACUUCAGUUUCCCCGCACGCCCUCGAGAUUCGCCUCCCCCAGCAAACCAUCUCAAACCGUCCGCCCCGCGUCCCGCGUCCCCUCCUCGUCCACAUUUAACCCUACACUCGCAUCCGAAGCGUCACAUCCACGCUGGCCGCGCAAGAACGAGAACAUGCUCAGUGCGAACGGCUCGCCAUUGGCCAACCCGUACCAGCUCGACCUCAAGAACUGGUUCAACUUAGCCGUAACGGAUGGCGACGGGGCCGACACGGAGAAUGACAGUCUACCAGGAGAUACUGACGGGUCUCGUGGGCUCAGCAAACUCGGGGUCCCCGGCGGCAACAAGCUGAAGAAACAACGCAGCAUUGUGGUGCGCUCCGCGUCCAACACCUCAGUCGCCUCGCACGGCGGCCACUCGCGCUCUACCUCCCAGGCCAGCACGCUCGUGGCCUCGCAAAGCAGCCUUGAUACGAGGAUUAGCGGUGCUUCGAACUCCUCGCAGCUCCCCCUCGCAAGUGCCCCUUCCGUCUCAGCCCUUCUAUCAGUACAGACGAAGGACGGACACGUGCUGGAGUUCAACCCGCUGCAGACGACGCCAGACGAACUCGAUGCGCUGGAGGGCAUCACGGACAGCGCGAAGAAACAGGCGAAGGAGGACAUGGCGCGGCUGAUACAGGUUACGAUGCAGCGCUGGAAGCUCAGCUAG